Messenger RNA from Stomoxys calcitrans (stable fly), 8958 nucleotides. It is a transcript of the gene Nup358, whose product is annotated as E3 SUMO-protein ligase RanBP2. Gene Ontology annotation, molecular function: protein binding; GTPase activator activity. Lineage: Eukaryota; Metazoa; Arthropoda; Insecta; Diptera; Muscidae. Gene Ontology annotation, cellular component: cytoplasm; nuclear pore. The coding region runs from base 303 to 8690 and encodes 2795 amino acids. The record is from RefSeq and is a predicted model, not a curated record. Gene Ontology annotation, biological process: intracellular transport. The transcript has 5 exons.
UGUGAUACGAGUCGAAGUGAUUUAACAGAGCUAGAAAUAGGAAAAGAAAUUUCAUUGAAUUUACAGAGAUAAAAUAACUGUCAUCGCAUCGAGUUCGUAUUAAAAAAUAUUUUUCGCAAAAGUUAUUGUCAUUUUCCGGUGUUGUACUGAGACCUAAAGCCGUACGUUUGCCAUAAAUUUCACAACCAAACGGAUUUGCAAAUUACAAAACCCAACUCGUGUGUUGCGGCGGUAUUUUGUGCAGCUGCCAUCAACAAAAAGUACAUAAUAGCGAGGAAUAUCACCAAAUUGCAGACUCCAGGAUGUACAAGACUAAAAAGGAAAUUGAUGCCCAGGUGCGGCAGACGUUUGCCAAGUUGAAAAGCGAUUAUGAGCGUAACUUGCGAGGUUAUACAUUCGCAAAAUUUUAUUUUAAGAUCAAAGAAUUCUCAACGGCUGAACAGUACCUUUGUUCGUAUCUAUCGGUCAAAGAGGACAAUGAUCAGGCUCAUAAACUACUGGCUCAAUGCUAUCAAGGACUGAAGAAAUCUGAAAAGGCUUUGCAAUCCUUUCAACGUUCGUUGCAGUUAAAUCCCAAACAACCUGAUGUUCUGAUCGAAGUUUGUCAGCUGCUGCUGGAAGAUAAAAAUUUGAAUUGCAACAAGGCCAAGUAUUGGUGUGAAUUGGCCGAAUCGGAAAAAGUGCAACAUGAUGCUGUCUUCUCACUACGUCUAAAACUUAUGAAUAGAGACAACAUGGAAACUAAUCAGGUGGAGGCAUUGAUACAGAAGGAGAUUUUGAGUAAACCUCAUGAUGUGCAACUUAGAGUGCGUUUAGUGCGCAAUUAUGUGGAGCAAAACCAAAUUCUCGAUGCCUUCAAAUAUGUGCACCAAUUGGAGAUGUGUCAAAAGGACGAAUUUGUGAACAGCAGCGAGUGGUAUAAUGUGGUGUGGUUAGUUCUCAAUAAGUAUGAGCAAAUGCCAAAUACAAAAAAAGACUGGGAUUUCUGGCUAAUCUUGGCCAUGUGCUUGGAGCGUCAAGUUCAGAUUUCAUUUUCCUUGACAUCCAACACAACAUUAAUUGGUGGAGGUGUCACUGAAACAGCCAACCUUUUGUUCCAAUUCGAUCAGUACCUCUAUAAAAUAUCUCAAGUGGCUGAUAAACUAUGUGCCCAAAAAGAAAUGGUGGAGCUAUUCCUAGCCCAUUAUCGUGGCCAGCUGCUUUUGCAUGCAUCUGCUUUGAUUUUCAAACGCGAGCUUCUACAGAAUAAAAACAAAUGGAAGGAAGCAGUUCGAGCAGCCCUACCACUACUUCUCUUAGCCUACCAAGUGGAUGUGCCUGGCAAGAAGGAGCCCUGGAUGAAACAUUGUGAUGAAGAGGGAAAAUUACUGAUUAGUAUUUGGCAACGUGAGGGAUCAUUCCGCUGCGCACAGGCUGGAAGAACUCUACUAUCAUGCAUUCAGGAUGAGUCCAUGACGGGCGAUAAGGAGAAUGCCCAUAAUGUCAGCAAUUUACUACGUGGCCAGUCCUCAGGUCUAUGGAACAGCAGUGAUGACCUGUUGGCUCAAGUUCGGCAAAUUUGUGGCGAUCGCCAGUGGAGGCGCAAUGUAUUUGCCAUACUUUUUUGCAACAGUGAUCAAAAAGUCAAGGAACAAUCCUCGCUUCUUGCCAAAUGCCCAAAAUUAAGCGAACCCUUAUAUGAGUUGCCCACCUACGCUGACAUUGAGACCUAUGAGGACGGCGCACAAUACCAAAGGCCACAAUCACUACAGCAUAUGGUCUACUUAUGUCUGGGCAACGACAAUUUGGCCUAUGUACGAGCAAAGUAUUUCAGCGGCUUGAAUUUCUCUACACAAAACCUAUUGUUCUGCGGCGCCGAAUCGCUCAAUCAGUUGGACGUGGAGAGCUUCCUUUAUGCAGCCGCUAUACAGGCGAAGCGAGCAUUAGAAGUUGAUCGUGAGGCUUUUGACAAUUAUCAAACCGGAAACAGUUAUGCCGCAGGUAGGCCUAAAAUUUUACCCUUUGUCAAUUUGCAACAACUUUUGUGCACUGAGGAGCAAAGUCAAUGGUGGAACAGUGCAUACUUGGUGUAUAAGAAUCUUAGCAGUGGCCACAACCUGGCCGAACUACGUGCAACUCUGCAGUACGGCAUUGAAGCUGUUCGUGGUAUUAAUGGUCCAAAACUAGACAUGGCCAUAGUGUUUAAGCUUGGUCAAAUAUUUGUGGCACGAGCCCAGGAUAUUGUCAAACCGGUGGAAAAGGCAUUCUUGGAAGCCAGAGCAGAGUCCAUCUACAAGUACGGCCUCAAUAUGAUGAAAAUGCACAAUAAGGGAGUACUCGAGCCUUUCCGCAAAUACUUCAAAUAUGCCAAAGCCAAUUCAUCUGUGGCCGAAAGAGAAGUAUUUUCCAUGGCUGAGGAUGCUGUUUCCUAUCUGGCAUCGCGUUAUUUUAAGAAAUCCGAAUACGAAGAUCUAAUUGAUGAACUAUCUGGGAUUCAACUGCCCUUCGCCACAUAUCUGCAGGCGGAAGCGUAUCGCAAAUUGGACGAGGCCAGCAAAACGCCCAGAAAGACUAAGCGCAUAUAUUUGGAUCGUGCCAACGAGUGUCUCAAUCAAACAUUGGUAUUGUUGAGGAGUAGCGCCCAUGCCGACCCGAAUCAUCCAUUGAAUUCUGUUAUUCACAAUGAGAUAAGAAGGCUUCAACAAUCGACCGCACGUUAUUUGAACGAAUCGUCUUCGAAUAAUUUUAGUCCCAUUGCGGGUCUUAAUAAUUCCAGUACUUACGAGGAUGCUGAGGCAGAUUUCAAUGCUGAGAGCUCACUUUUGCCAACGCCCAGCCUAAUGAGCCAAAACCGUUCCAGGCGCGAAACUAUGGCCAACAAUGCUCUACUAGUCCAACAAAACCAUGAACUGGAAGCCUUAGUUAAACAGAUGGCUUCGACGCUAACUCUAUUAAAAGAGGAAAUUAUAGAAACUCUCAAGCCCGAACUCCAUGAGGUAACCAAGGAAAUAACAGUUAUAAAAGACAAAAUAUCAAAUUUGGAAGAUGCCAUGAAAAAGGUUCGAAUUUCGUCCAAUCCACCUUCAAGGGACGACGCAUCCAAUGUUUUGGACGACUUAUACAUCAUUGAAGAGUCUCUGCAACAACAGAUGUAUCAGCAGCAGCAACAACAACAGCAUACGCCAAACCAGUUUGGUCCAAACUCAAUGCCUGGUGGAGCUGCGGCCAACAUGAUGACGAAUUCACCAUUCAUGGCACAGCAGCAACGCUUGCAAGCCGCUGCCGCCUACAAUAGUCCCAUGUUUCCGCCUACACCGAAUUACCCAAUGAAUUUCUAUGGCCAUAGUCAACCAUACAUGAUGACACCACAAAGUGGUCCUCCCGGGAUAAAUCAAAGAAAUCCCGGACUACCCACAAUGCCAUAUUUAGAUCCCACGGUCCCACCGGGAGCUAUGAAUUUCAGUAUGCCUCCACAAUCAAAUCCCCUAUUGCCACCACCAACCCAGCCGCCCAACAUGGCAUCAGAUCCAUCGAGACCAAGCAGCCUAUACAAUCUGCUUCAACAACCACCCGUUCCGAUAACACCAAGCACCGUUCCGCCUUCCACAAUGCCGCCAUUCUCCACACCGCUGACGCAUUCAUUGGCUGUGCCGCCACCAAUUGCAGCCGCCACGAGCGUUGCUCCCUCCAUUCUGCCACCCACUACAACCAUUACAUUCAACAAGCUAUUGAAUAAUCAGCCAGUUGAGAAGGGUCCCCCGGCCAAUGUUGUUAUAACCAGUUCAGAUCCACUACCCAAUCCGCAUAGCAUUUCGCUACAAUCACAACAGACACCGUUGAGUGUUACCAUACCAUCCCAUCAUAUCAAACCUAGCUUGGUCAGCCAACAAUCGGAUCCCUUCGUAGGGCAGUCUGUGGCCACGACAGUGCAAAAACCAGCCGCCUCAACUGUAGCCACAACAUCAUCAACUCUCUUUGGAUCGUCCAUUACCUCGUCAACGUUCAGUUUUAAACCCCAUAUUGCUGCUGCAGCAGCUCAAUCCAGUGCAAAUUUGUCCAGCGAAGGCAAUACCUAUAACAAGACCUCCGACAGCAUUGGCAGCGACUUCAACAAGUCCGGUGGAGAUGACGUUGAAUAUGAUCCUCGACCAGACUUUAAACCCAUCAUUGCCCUACCUGAUGAAGUGGAAGUACGCACUGGAGAAGAGGAUGAGGAGGUUAUGUUCUGUCAUAGGGCCAAAUUAUUCCGCUUCGUUGAUAAGGAUUGGAAGGAACGUGGCAUCGGAGACAUCAAGAUUCUCAAAAACAAAGAAGGCUCCUCACGCAUACUCAUGCGCCGUGACCAAACCCAUAAAAUAUGUGCCAACCACAAGAUAAUUCCCGAGAUAACGAUGACAGUGCCCAAGAGUGAUACCAGCAAAUGCUUUAUAUGGGCAGCACACGAUUUCGCCGAUGAGGAGGUGCGUCUGGAAAAGUUUUUAGUGCGUUUCAAGCUACCCGAAACCGCCAAACAGUUCCAAGAGACUUUUAAGAAGGCCCAAGAGGAAGCAGAAUCCCUAACGAAGAAAGAUGAAGAGAAAUCAAAUCGCCCUGUGGUGAACGUUGCAACUGCAAAACCCCCAGCACCAUUCUCACUAGCAAAAUCGACGGCCACUAAUUUUGCCACCAGUACACCAUCCCAAAAAGGUGAUAUAGCUGAGUCUCAGCCCAAACCCGUUUUCGGGAAGCCGCUUGCAGGGUCCGUUGCAGCAUCCAACGCCCCAACGGCAACUGCAGCUUCCAAGUCGUUAUUCAGUGGCUUGAACUUAUCUACAAAAACGCCCAGUAGUGAUGUUGCCAAAGCGACGAGCACGUCAACAGUCUCCCCAUUUGCUACAUUCUCAUUUGGCACUUCAUCCAUAUCGGCCACUUCCUCAACAACCACAACUACCAGUUCUUCGACCACGGCAUCACCUUUCGCUAGUAUUUUUUCAAACCUCAACAAGUCGACCACGUCGACAUUCGGUCCAACAGCCGCAAUCUCCUCUUCUCCCAGUGUGACCUCUAACGAUACGAGUGUCGUUGUGAAUAAAUCCAAUGUGUCCGAUGCCGAAGAUGAUUAUGUGCCCACAGCGCAGUUCAAUCCUGUCAUUGCAUUGCCCGAAUUGGUGGAAGUGACCACGGGCGAAGAAAACGAAACCGUGCUCUUCGAGCAUAGGGCGAAGCUGUUGCGCUUCGACAAGGAGGCUGGCGAGUGGAAGGAAAGGGGGUUGGGCAACAUUAAACUCUUGCAAGACAAAACAGACGCCAAUAAAGUGCGUUUGGUUAUGCGUCGUGAACAGGUCCACAAGCUGUGUUGUAACCAGCGCAUUUACAAGGAUACGCAUUUCAAGUACAUCAAAAACUCCCAGACUGCCGUUUCGUGGGCGGGUCAAGAUUAUUCUGAAAACGAAUUGGUAACAGAGAUGUUGACGGUGCGCUUUAAGCUCCCCGAAACAUGUAAACAAUUUUUGGAUGCCAUUGAAAAUGUACAAGCGAAAAUGAGCGGCAACGGAACGUCCGCCUCGGAGGAUAAACAAGCUCAAAAGAAAUCGGAGGAAAGCAAGGCCACAACCAAGGGCUUUGGUGAUGCAUUCAAGCCCAAAGCCGGUUCUUGGUCUUGCAAAGAUUGCUAUACCUCGAAUACUGCAGAAACUUUGUAUUGUGUUGCUUGUGACUGUCCAAAGGAUGAUACGGUGCCUAAGAAAGAAGUCAAGUCAAAUAUACUUGCCCCCAGUGGCAAAACUACAUUCAGUUUUGGCUUUGCCCCAGCUGCGCAAACAGCCAGCACAGCAUCGAGUGCUGCCACAAACGCUACAUCCAAACCCCCCAUCACUUUUGGUAUGCCACCAAUUAGCUCCACAAAUGGAACUUCUGCGGCUAGCUCUACUUUGAUGUCUACAAAAACGGAUGCCACAAAACCAACGGUUCCCAAGGAGCCUAAUGCCGGAUUUGGGGACGCAUUCAAGCCAAAAGCUGGCUCUUGGACAUGCGAAGGGUGCUAUUUGUCAAACGCGGGAGAUGCCAUCUAUUGUAAGGCUUGUGAUGCCCCUAAGGAUAGCACCGUUCCCAAAAAGGAAACAAACACUAGCAGUGUGCUGGCACUUUCAAAUCCAGCACAAAAGUUCAGUUUUGGAUUUAAUGCCGCUGCUACAGCUACUUCCUCGGAGAGUGCAACAAAACCGCAGGGCGGUUUCAGUUUCGGCUCUACUCCCGUGAGUGCUGCCGGAGAUAGCUCGGCAUCGUUUUCUUUUGCUCCGCCCACAGCAACAUCUACAGGAUUGGGAAGUGUUCCAGCUACGACAACGCAACCCGGCAGUGUGCCUCUGGGCAAGAGUACCUUUAGUUUCAGUUUGUCAUCCACGGCGCUGGAAUCACCGGCAAUGCCAUCCAGUGCAAGUGCCACAACCACACAAGCGCCACCAAAUGCAUUCUCCUUGGACAAAAAAGAAUUCAGCUUUACACUCAAACCCAAAAGCCCCGGCAAAUCUGGUAAAAGCCCUUUGAAGUUAGGUGGUGGUGAUGCCGAUGCCGAUGAUGAUGGCGAUGGCGAGUAUCACGAGGAAGAGGAAAAUAAUACCUAUUUCACACCGGUGAUUGCAUUGCCUGAUAAGAUUGAAGUGAAGACGGGCGAAGAAGAUGAGGAUCUCUUGUACAUACACCGAGCCAAGUUAUACCGCUUCACAGAGGGCGAAUGGAAGGAGAGAGGCUUGGGCAAUGUUAAAAUUUUGCGUCACAAGUUAAAUAAAAAACUCCGUGUAGUGAUGAGACGCGAACAGGUGCUCAAAAUAUGUCUCAACCAUGUUCUCAAUGAUGAUGUGGACUACAAACGUAAGGAUGAAAAGUCGUGGCUGUUCGUUGUUAACGAUUUCAGCGAAGGCGCUGUAGAAUUGGAGCAAUUUUCAUUGCGUUUUAAGACCAAAGAAAUUGCCGAAGCAUUUAUGGAUAUUGUGAAAAAGGCAUUGGAUGGCACUGCCGAAGCGAUUGAGACACCUGCAAAUACCUCUAUAACAACACCAACCAAUACGGCAGCUCCAUCAAGUGUACUCAACAUUUCCGACGAAGACAAGAGGACAGCAGACAAACUCAAGUUACCCUACGAAUUCUUUACAGCUAAGCCCACUUGUGCGGGUUGCCGAGGUUGUGACCCGGAUCAAUUUGUUUUCGCUUCCGACAAUAAAGGCGAGAACUUUGUUCAUCAAGACGACAUCAAGAACCCAUUGGAACCCAUGGAAUUUCCCGCACUGAAUCUUCUCAACAAGUCGGCAAAUAGAACAAUUCUAAAACAAAGCACAUUGUCGCCUUUGUCGGCCAAAACAGAGAAGGAGUCUACGAAAAUAAAUGAAAGCAUUUUUAGUGGCUUUGGAGGGGCAAAUUCGACAACAUUUGGAGAAAAGCCUGCCAAUGCAACGUUUUCGUUUGUAGCUGCUCUGAACAGCACCAGUAAACCCGCAGAAGAAGCACAAAAAACGACUGCAGGCUCAGGCGGUUUCCUAUUUGGCAGUGGCUCCACUCUGGGAAAUAACUCAGCAGCAACUGGUGCCUCGAUUUUCAGUGGUGCCGCCCCAGAAAACAAAUCGGCUUUUGGCAUUAAGACAAACCUGUUCGGCAACGUCAGCUCCACAACUAACGAUUCAGCAGCUGAUGCUCACAACCCUGAAAAGACUGCAACAAAAUCCAUAUUUGGUGGCACCGCCACAGGCACAUCUUCUGGAUCAAUAUUUGGUGGCAAAGCAGUGUUUGGCUCUCAAUCCCCUGCAUUCGGCACACCCUCCUUGAACGAUACGACCAAAUCAAUCUUCGGCAGCUCCAAUAAUACCACCCAAAGUAUUGGAAGUGGCAAUUCUAUUUUUGGUUCAUCGAUGACAAGCAAUGCGACCAACAGCUUUGGAGGUUUAGCAUCUAAUACCAAUCAAGGCUCAAUAUUCGGAUCUAAUACAGCGCCAUUCGGCACUGCCUCUAAGGAUCUUAAGACAGGCUCGGCUACCCCAUUCGUUGACCUAUCAAAAACUUCUACAGCAGCAAUAGACUUUGCAAGUAUUGCUGCCAAGGCUGACAGCGAAUCCGUUUUGGGAAAAUCAACCAGCAAACCUGGCCCUGGAGGCUUCAUUGGUUUGACAAAUCAGGAUGCUUUCUCAAGCUUCAGCAAACCCCUUAAAGAAUCGGACACAUCCGCCAAAAAUACCUCCACCUCGAAAGCCAAUGAAUCGCAGAAAAGCGUUGAUGGAGGAGAAGGGGGCGAAGAGAAUGAUGAAAAUUAUGAUCCCCAUUAUGAUCCCAUUAUAGAAUUGCCAAAUGAAAUUGUUGUGAGCACUGGCGAGGAGGAAGAGACCAAAUUGUUUGGGGAAAGAGCUAAACUCUACAGAUUCGAUGCCACAAACAAAGAGUGGAAGGAGAGAGGUGUGGGCGAAUUGAAGCUAUUGGCACAUCCCGCCAAGAAAACAUAUCGACUGGUCAUGCGUCGCGAAAAAAUCCACAAAUUAGUGCUAAACCAUGCUAUCACUGGCGAUUUCCAUUUUUCAAACAUGAACAACAGUCCGCAGAGUUUUGUCUGGGCCACCAUGAAUUACGCCGAGUCGGGCGAGGGAGAGUUGGAGAAGUUGGCCGUACGCUUUAGUAAGGUUGAACUUGCUGAAUGUUUUAGCUCGAAACUGAAGGAAUGCAUUGAGAAGUGUAAACAGAACGAAGGCUAGAAUAACUCCAUCUGGAAACAAGGCCAAUAUUUGAAAAUGCCGUCUUUGGAGCCAGAGCUAGUUGAGAUGUCCUCAUCGAAUCAUUAAUUCAACAAUUUUGAUUGUUAUUACAAUGAGUUAGGCUUACAUUAAAUAUUUAAGUUAUUUGCCGGGUGUAAGCUGAUGAUUUAACAGCGCGCGCUUGGCAUCUUGUCUUAUUUGCUGUAUUUAAUAUAUACAUGUUUAGAUUAAAUUAUUUUUAAGUAUUCUUUACACACCCACACACACA